Messenger RNA from Rana temporaria (common frog), 1747 nucleotides. RefSeq names its product nucleobindin 1 (gene NUCB1). The transcript is spliced from 13 exons. Lineage: Eukaryota; Metazoa; Chordata; Amphibia; Anura; Ranidae. Bases 114 to 1505 code for a protein of 463 amino acids. Gene Ontology annotation, molecular function: calcium ion binding. Gene Ontology annotation, cellular component: extracellular exosome; endoplasmic reticulum-Golgi intermediate compartment. The record is from RefSeq and is a predicted model, not a curated record.
GUCGUGUAAUGGGGACGUCAUUAGCCGGAAGGGUGUCGUGGAAGGUUUAGAGAGCUCCAUCCAGGCGGCGCCACUACAGGAGGACAGAGAGCUGUCGUGAGCCGGACAGUGCAAUGAAGAUCCAGUAUCUUUUGCUGUUUCCCAUCCUGGGACUCGGCUUUGCUGUGCCAAUUGAAAGAGAGAAAGCACCACCACAAAAAGAGGAGGAGCGUCCUGCUGAAUCCGCAGACACUGGCCUGUACUAUGAUCGUUAUCUGAGAGAGGUAAUUGAUGUGCUGGAGACGGACAACCAUUUCCGUGAAAAGCUUCAAACCGCCAACGCAGAAGACAUUAAGAGUGGGAAACUCAGCAAGGAACUGGACUUUGUAAGUCACCAUGUGAGGACCAGACUGGAUGAGCUCAAAAGGCAGGAAGUCUCAAGGCUCCGCAUGCUAAUUAAAGCCAAGAUGGAUGCUACCAUGGAGGAAAAUGUUCAGAUUGAUCACCUUGCUUUAUUGAAGCAGUUUGAGCACUUGGACUCCCAGAACCAGCACACAUUUGAGCCCCGGGAUUUGGAAUUGCUGAUCCAGGCUGCUACAAAGGAUCUUGAAAACUAUGAUGCCGCUCGACACGAAGAGUUCAAACGCUAUGAGAUGCUGAAGGAACAUGAAAGGAGGGAAUAUCUCAAGUCGCUAGAUGAAGACAAAAGAAAGCUGGAAGAGGCUCACUUUGAGGAGAUGAAGAAGAAGCACCGGGAACAUCCUAAAGUCAACGUACCAGGGAGCAAGGAUCAACUGAAAGAGGUCUGGGAGGAGACUGAUGGCCUGGAUCCUAAUGAUUUCAACCCCAAAACUUUCUUCCAAUUACACGAUACUAAUGGAGAUGGCAUUCUGGAUGAACAAGAACUAGAGGCCCUCUUUACAAAGGAGCUGGAGAAGGUCUAUGAUCCAAAGAAUGAAGAAGAUGACAUGAUGGAGAUGGAAGAGGAGAGGCUGCGCAUGCGAGAGCACGUAAUGAAAAAUGUGGAUACAAAUCAAGAUCGGCUGGUAACACUGGAGGAGUUCCUGAAAUCCACAGAGACUAAGGACUUCAAUAACUCUGAUGGUGGCUGGCAGACUGUGGAGGAAACCCAGAUUUACACUGAAGAUGAAUUGCGGCGAUUUGAGCAGGAUUUGGUUGCUCAGGAAACUGCUUUAGAUCAAAAGGCAGAGGAACUACGCAAAGAACACGAGGCUCUUCAGCAGAGGAAGUUAGAGCUAGAUGCUCAAAAGAAGGAAUAUCAGCAGGCGGUCGUUCAGAUGGCACAGCAUAAGGCUCAGCAAGUUGGCGCAGCUGCAGCACAAGCUGUUGGCCCCAAUGGAGAGCUCAAGUUUCAGGCACAAGUACAAGAAGUAGCCAGUGAAAAAGCCAAUCCAGAAGCACAGCAAGGCUCAGAAAUUCACCCGGCACCACCCGGAGAUGCACCACAUCCAGAUGACAAAGCACCCGAGACUCCCCAGGAGGCAAAUGUACAGAACCAGCAAUAAGAGUCCAGAGACCCCCAGGAUGGAGAAUGCAUCAGGGAAGCAAGUAGUGUUGACCUCUAUCUUAGCUUCUCCCCUUAUGUAUCCCCUCUGAAGAUCAGCCAAGGGAUGUGCAAUCGCCCUCUGGGAAAAUCUCUCACAUUGGGAAUCAGGCUUCUUGUUUUCAAAAAACAAACUUACAAAUAAAAUAAAAAAAUAAUAAUAAAAACUGUGGGGAAUUGGGCAGGUUUAAACCCAGAAACAUU